AUGUCCUACAUUGAUAACAGAUGUCCUCGUAUUGUUCCACUGCAGCACUCCAUAGUCACCAAUGCAGUUAGGGACCAUGGCCUCUCUUGCGUCUGGACAGUUGAAUAUGCUCUUGAUUUGUUGCUUGUUGGUGGACUAAUUCCAGAAGCUGUGUGGCUAGCACAUGAACUUGGAGACUGGAAAAUGGCCGUUUCAAUUGGGGUGGUUUACAAUCUGUAUUGUCAGAGCAACAAUGGCUUCCCAAGGUCACAAAAAGUAGAACUCUGUAUGCCAUUGCACUUAACUCCAACACAAAUCUUUCAAGAAAAACUACAAUCUUUUUUGGGCCAGCCUGUCAACAGUGAAACAUCAAAUGAAGGAGACCCUACAUACAAACAACUCACAGAUCCUAUUGAAGAGGAAGAUGCAAAUGUGAUUUUUAAUUCAGUAGAAGAAAUACUGAAAGCAGCUGUUAUGGCAGAAACAAACAUUCUUUCAGAGACACUUCAACUUUUGAUGGACUCUGCCAAGGACCUUAGUAGAAAGUUCCAGGGUUUGGUGCCUGAUGGCUUGUAUCUUCCUGCACCACCCUUAUAUUGUCCUCAACCAUCAUUUCCUAGUGAAGAAGAACACGUUGAUUUAGCAUUAAGAAUGGAGAGAGAUUGUCGGCAGAAGGUGUCUGGAGUUGUUCAGCGAAUUCUUCUACUUUUUCGGGCUGCUCAUUGUUCUUUUCCUGCUGCUCAGUGGUAUAUUGUGCAGCUGAAAAGGGCACGAAAAAUAAUGCAAAAGAUUCGCGAGAAAGGUGCUCUUCCGUCAUUAAGUGCCCUUCCAGAAAAUUUGCUUAAUUAUUCUAGAUGUCAUACAGUUUUCUUAAGGCCUACAUCUUCUGGUGAUCAUGGACUUGAUGAUGUUUCAUGUAAAACUAUAGGAUGCUUUAGAGAACUGUGUGCAUUGUGUUGGAUGUUUCAUGUUCGUGAAAGAUUAUCUGACAGUUGUAGACGGUACCAAACUGCAAGAGAGAGUUUGGAAUAUCACAAGGAAUCCAUGACUGAAUUUGAUGCCUGUAUAGUUGAACAUGCGCUCAAUGCACUGGAGUGGGCUUGCCGAAUGCUCCCUUUUGCUAGGUUCCUGAAUGUUGAAGAACUUCUCCAGGAUAUCAUUUUGAGCCUUACUGGAGAAUUGCCACCAACCAAAAAGGUGGCAGAAAUUUUGGUGAAAGCAUUUCCUAACUCUGAAGAUGUAAGAGUCCCAUUAAGGGAUAAAUAUAAUGCUCUGCAUCAGCGACUUAGACACAACUUAGUCAAAGGUCCCAACAGUGAAGAAAUGAUGUCUGUUGUUAUGCAGGCUGCUCACAAAGUGAAUUUAAAAACAUUAAAGCGUGUGAUAAGGAACAUAGGGCCCCAUCAAAGAAGCAUCUGGGAGCCACCAGAAGAAGAGCCACCAGAUCCUGGAGCUUACUGCUAUGAUAGAUUUUCUUUGGGGACUAGUCUAAGCAGAAGCACAAUUUCAGAUAUGGGAAACCCUCAGGUUUACAGUGAUGCUGAAACAGCAGACUCACUAUCUGACGCUUUGCUAAAGGAAGAAACAAGAAAACAUGUUCCUUCUCAGAUGCAAGAACAUCACAAGGAAGUUUCCAACUAUGCAGGAGAAUUGACUGGAUAUGAUAGAACUACUGAAAAGCUAAAAGAAGUCAACAGGGAAAGGAAAAGUGUCAUAAAUGAGAAUAAUAAAGACUUUCCCAACCAGUCUGUUUUGCCUCUGGUUGGUGAGUGGGAAUGUGAACGUGAUGAUGAUGAAUACAUUAAGUUUUUAGACCUCUUUUUAACUUACAUGCUUGAAAGAGAUCUCAUCGCUCGUAAAGACUCUAGGAUUCCUUUUCUGAUGAGCUUUUCAGUGGUCCUUAGGGAACAUGAACUCAACUCUCUCCUUUUUGAUGUUCAUACAACACUGAAACGUCGAAAGAUCAGAACUAAAGGCCAAUAUUUUUUUAAGGCUGGUUCUUGCUACACCCUUGUUUUUGAGUCCAAUGAUUCUAAACUAGCUCCUUUGUGUGAUGAAAAGAAAAAAGUUUCUAAUAAACAAACAGUGCCUAAGACUUCUGUCAAUGACUCAGUGAUGAGACUAGCUGUAAGAAGAGGACUGUUUGGUCUAAGCCAGCAGUCAAUUUAUGGUACACAAGAUUCCAAUAAAGCAAAAACACUUAUACCAGUAUUAACUCAGCGUUUGUCUGAACAAACGUCUUUCCCCAAAAAAGCUCCAGUUCAUAAAUAUAUCUACAAAGCUGUUCAGAUGAAUGAUGUUAUACAAAGAGAGGAACCAACUCCAGACAUGAACUUUAAAUUUAACAACGUAGCUCGGUUGCUUGAAUGGAUGAUCAGAUGGUCUGAUAGGAGAUUGCUUUAUGAUUCUAUCUCAACAAAGCUGUUUCAGGAAUGUCGACCAAUGAUACAUGUAAAAACAUCUGCAUCUGCGAUACUUGCAUCAUUGUGGCUUUUAGAACAAUAUUACAGCAAUGAAUCACAAGACCAAAAGAUACCACACAAACAGGAUGCAAAUACUUCGGCUAUUGGAUUCAAAUUAGAGAAAGAUGGCAGUGCGGAUACAGGCUAUUCUCCAUCCAUUGGGACCCCAGUUGAUAUCCAAGAUGGGCUGUCCUAUGGUGAACCUUUUGAAAGUGUUCCAGGAACCUUGCAUGAAAAGCAGUCUGAGAAGAAAGAAAUUAAUUUCAAGGGUCAUUCUGUGACACAUAGCGUAGAAAUUGAAGGAACAGAUUUUGAUGAAGGUCUGACAGAAGAAAUGGGAUGUUCUAUACCAAAUGAAGGUGAUGUGAUAUCCGAAAAUGAAGAGCACUGUGAAGAUCCAUUUGAAGCUUCUGGGAGUCCUACAAUUUCUGUCAGCAUUAAAUCAGUACUAUGGAAAAAAGAGCAGCUCUCCUUAUCAGAUGUUAAAUCUCCACAGGAAGAUCCAUUGAUGAAAACAUUGGAGGGAAAAUUUACCAAGCUGGAUGAUACAAAAUGUGAGACAACUCCCAGUAAUAUUCCUUGUACAUUCUUCCCUGAAAUGAAGGCAGAAACUACUAGCAUAGAGCACGGUGGCUCAGAUGAUCAGCCUUCUUUCACUGUUGUGUCGAGUGUUCUUUCAAGUAAUCCUGUUGCUCCAAAGAAAGAAGAGGUUGAUGCCAGAGUGACAGAACAACCACUGAACACUUCAGAUGCUGUUAGGCAAAUGCUCCAAGAUGAAAUGUUUAAACUGGUUCAGUUGCAGCAAAUAAACUUUAUGAGUCUCAUGCAAGUAGUGGGAUCAUCAUUUGCCAACCUGCCAAAUAUAUCACAGCAGAUGCAGCGGUCACAGUCCUUUCAGCUGGGAAGAAGCCAGGCUUCAAAUGGAGGGAUCAAUGUUGAUAGGCCUCCCCCCCAACUUCCUGCAGAUGACUUUCCAGUAAAACAGAUGCCAAUUCUAGAAAACAGUUCUAAUGUUAAUAAGAAAAACACCAGUCCUCAGGAAGAAAUCAGCUUAGAUGAUCAAAGCCAUGAUGGAAAUAUUCUAAAUCCUCUGCACAUCGAUGAUUUUUCAAGCUUACCAGAGAGCCAGUCCACUGAAACAAGGCUGAUUCCACCAUUUCAAAACUUGCUUCAUCAUGUUCCAGCCAGACCAUUACCUCUGUUGUCUGCUUCCCUAAAUGCUGAGAAGAAACCUAAGCUUAUUCCAGUGGCAAAAUCCUCAAGUAAUGCAAAUGGGCUUCCUUUGCUUAAACUUAAACCUGACUAUCAGUUCCAGCCACUCAAUAUUUGCCACAUGAAACCCUCCAAAGUUUUCAUUGGACCAUUCCCACAACAAAGAGAAGCCUGGGGUGCACAUCCUUCUCUGAUGAAGAAUCCUCAAGGUAUGCAGAUACCAGAGCACAAAAAUGGGGAAACAGAACACCUAAAUUUGAACAACUAUGAUCAUAAAGUUAUAAGGCAAGCACAAGAGCAGGUGAACCAUUGGUCACAAACUCUAAAUAAGGUUUCUUCCAGCCAUCGUCAUCUGGAUGAAUAUGAAAAAAAGGAAAACAUGGAACCUUCACAACACCUUCAUGUACAUCUAAAGGCAGAGAAACCACUGGUUGAUAAUGAGAUUCCCUUGCAAAAAAUGUAUGAAAAUUUUUCUCAAAUUCCCCUGCUGUAUCUGAAGCCCUGCUCACAGUCCAAACACCCAUCGUCUAUAAUACCUGUUGAACUUAUGGGAAAGAACAAUGAUUCCAUAGACCCUUUUUGGCAGACAGGAAUACCACUGCUUUACACUAAUUUACCUCCACUCACCAAGUUUCAAAUACCGAAACUCAUCCCACUUCAAAAUCUCGUUGCAUUUGAGCACAGCCGCCAAGUUGCCAAAAUCCCGCUCAUUGGGAUUCAAGACCAUCCUGAACAGAUUCAGUUAUUAAAAACUAACAUUAAACCACUUGAAACAAGACAAGAUAUGAAUAAUAAAAAAAGGCAGAGGAGGCGUGUCAAGAAACAGAUCAAGGAGAAAGAAAGGAAGAAAGCAACUGUGACUUUUCAACAAGAUGCUUCUUUUGUUUCAGCUGAUACUAUAGAGCAAACAAAGGAUAAUCAAACAGAAUUCAUCUAUGACCUCCAUGAUGGUGGCUCCUUAUUCAACCCAGGAGCAGUUGUUUCCUCAGCAGAACUACAUUACUUGGCUUCUGUAAGGAAAAGAACUACAGAUCUUCAAGAUGCUAGCACAAAUACAGAUUCUGUUCUUAAAUCACAUCAGGAUAUACAAACUAUCUCAGAAGAAAUUGUUUCUGAACCUGAUAAAAAUCAACCAAGCAUCUCUGCUUCUCCGUCUGUAACAGUUGUUAAAUCUCAUAAGAAUGUGCAAACUGUCUCAGAAGAAAUAGUUUCUGAACCUGGUAAAAACCAACCAAUCAUCUCUGCUUCUGCAUCUUUAACAGGAUUGUUAUGUUCAGGUGUUCCUCAAACCUUGCCACCAGAUCUGUGCUUGAACCUUAGAUUCCCUACUGAAGCAGGAGAGACUCCUUUACAAUCCUCAUAUGAUGAUGCAUCUGAUUUGAUUGGACGAAAGUAUAUCAAUGUGAUUGAUAUAGAAAAUGGUGAUCUUUUGAAAAACUUGCCAAAUAUUUUUGAGUCUAGUCCAAAACACACUGCCAUGCAGCCUAUGACAGCUGAACUCCCAACUUAUGCAAAGCUGCAUCAUAUGGCAGCAACUGCUACUAAUGCAAUUCCACCUGAAGAAUUCGAAAGAGAAGGAGGUACUCUUCAAACUGAAUCUCCACAAGUGCCACAUGAGAUGGUAGAGACAGAAGUUGCUGGUGAUCAUGUAACGUUGAACCUCCUUCAUGAGGAUUUCAGCAAGAGCUCCUCCCCAGGAUUAUUAGACAGAAAAAUUACCAGACAACACUUUUCUUCCAAGCUACAGGAAAUGGAUAGACAGCUAUUGGUCCUACAGAAAGUGGCAGAAAGAAUGGAAAAAGAAUUUAGCAAUACUAAAUUGGUUGUGGAAGCAGUAGAAGAUUUAGGUAUGGUAGCUCAUCCAGGAGAGGAUGACAUUUCAUUCUUCGCCCCAGCUGUUAAGGUCUCCAAAGAAGAGCGUUAUUCAACCCGUGUGAUUGUGGAGAAUUUUACAGAGGAGGAAAAGAGUUUAGGAAAUGAAUCUUUUCAGACUAAUUACAUUGCCUUGCAAACACCCUCUAUUUCUCCUUCAGCAUCAGCUUCUAAUCUUCCCGGGGUCAAAAAGUCAUCUUCUGAUAUUAAUUUUAGAAUAGAAGACUUGGAUGAGAGUUUUUCAGAAGAUCCUCUGCAGAUCACUGGCUUGAGUGGGGUUUCUGACAUCAUUGCUGAUCUUAUAUUAGAGGCUGGCAUUUCUGCUUCAGAACUGGGCCUCACAAAAACACAAGCUAAAAAAAUCUCGAGCCUCUCAAGUGUAGCGAGUGGACAUAUGCAUAAAACAGAGAAGGAUAAAAAAGAAUUACAUACUUGGAUGAAAAGAAAGCGAAAGGAAAGACUAGCUGAAUAUCUGCAAACGCUGGCUGAACAAAGGGCAAAAGAACAUGAUCCAUUUCAUUUGAGGGGGGAAAUGCCACUUGGAACUACAGCACAAAAUAUUAAAUUACAGCAGAAAAAGAAAUGUGAAAAAGAUAAAGCCUUGUUAUCUGAGCAUCACAACGUUAGAGUCUCUGAAGCCCUCACCCUGAUGCAUGAGCUGUUGUCUGACACAGUGCAACUUCCUUUAAGUGAAUACAAACCAUUAUGUAAAACAAGAUCACCUCAUGAUUUCAAGCGGCCACAUAUCACUUCUGCUGGAGGAAGUUACCUGGCUUCAAGGAAGAAGGCUUCUGACAAAGUUGGUUUGGGUCAGACAAGAUCAUAUUCUACUCUGUCUUGUGACAUAACUCUGAGGAAAGGACGACUAUGCCAGGCUCCUUACAGAAGAAAGGCAUCAGAAUCCCGUCAAGGGGAAAUGUGGUGGAAAAUCAGAAGACAGCAGAAGCAAUGGUCAAGUCCGAGGCUUCAUUUAAGAAGUCAAGCUUCUGACCUGACAAGAAAGGCAAUGUGUCAGAGAAAGCUCCAAGCCACUGACACAGUGACUCAUAUCAGUGGGGAGAGUGAAGAAGAUGCCGUGAGUGUUUGGAGCAUUCCCGAUGAGAUCCAACGGAUAUUGUAUAGCAAUUCUAAUUCCCACUUCAAGAUGUAUGGGAUGGGGGCUGAAGAUGAGUCCUAUGGAAGGCAGAAUCAAGUUUGGUCAAAUAGGAGUCUUUGCCUCAUGAAGAUGAAUGUUCCAUUGUCAGCCUUAACAACAUGGACAGCGUAUCUGAAAGUACCAGCAGCAUCCUUAGCAAGCUUGACUGGAAUGCAGUGGAGGCUAUGGUAGCAAAUGUGGAAGAAAAAUGAAACCAGAAUUUCUGGGCUGCUUUGCCCUUUAAAAGGAAAGUAGGCUUACUUGGGGCAGUAACUUACAGUGACAUUGCAAGAAAAUGUACAGCUGAGCUUACAUCAGGGACUAUCAUAGCUUUAUUAUGUGGUGGAAUUUCAAGCAAAUAACACUUCUUUUCAAAUCGAUAAACUAAGAUAAAUAUAUAAAAGCCGAAAACCAUAGAAUUUUGCAGACAGGGACAAUUCCACAUAAAUAUGUUUAAUAAAUCUGGCAAAGAAGAUUGUAGAUUCAUUAUAUCUGAAAGCAAUAGUGCAAUUAAAACAAGAUUUAAAUAGCACCUGUGAUUAAAAAGAUAAUUCAUA
Messenger RNA from Rhineura floridana, 7217 nucleotides. RefSeq names its product ciliogenesis and planar polarity effector complex subunit 1 (gene CPLANE1). Lineage: Eukaryota; Metazoa; Chordata; Lepidosauria; Squamata; Rhineuridae. The record is from RefSeq and is a predicted model, not a curated record. Gene Ontology annotation, cellular component: ciliary transition zone. Gene Ontology annotation, biological process: cilium assembly. Bases 1 to 6852 code for a protein of 2283 amino acids. The transcript is spliced from 40 exons.